Balaenoptera ricei (Rice's whale) is the source of this 987-nucleotide messenger RNA. It is a transcript of the gene CMTM2, whose product is annotated as CKLF like MARVEL transmembrane domain containing 2. The record is from RefSeq and is a predicted model, not a curated record. Lineage: Eukaryota; Metazoa; Chordata; Mammalia; Artiodactyla; Balaenopteridae. The transcript has 4 exons. The coding region runs from base 184 to 927 and encodes 247 amino acids.
GCGGCGGAGACUAGGCGCGCGCCGAGAGGGCGCCAAGCGCUGGCCUUCGCUCCUCCUUCCCGGCCGUUGGCUGAGCGCGGCCUCUAAGCAGGUCGGUGGGCAUCCGGCUCGCUCAAAGGCCAGGCCUGGCCGGAGACAGCAAAAAUUGGGCAGGCCGUGAGAAGCUGAGAACUCCACGGCAAGAUGGCUGACAAAGGCAAAAACAGCAAACCCGGGGCCGCAGCAGCGCCGGGGGCGGCCCCUCCUCCGGGCGACAAGUCUCAGGAAAAGACAGAGGAGAAGAAAAAGUCUGAGCAGCCCAAGGAUGAAGUGGGAACGAGGAAGGGGUGUCGCCGUUACAAGUGGGAAUUCAAGGACAGCAAUAGAGAGUUCUGGGUUAUGGGGUACGCUGAGGUCAAGCUCAUUAGUUUGGGCUGCCUAAUAGGUUCGCUGAUAAUGUUCACGGGGACCACUGUGCACCCCCUCCUGACACUCAUCAUCACCAUGGAGUUGUCCAUCUUCACCUUCUUCAUCAUUAUCUACACCUUCGCCAUCCAGAGAUACAUGCCCUUCAUCCUGUGGCCCAUUUCUGACCUUCUCAACGACCUGUUCUCCAGUACUUUCCUCGUCGGGGCCGCCGUCUUUGCCGUGAAAACUCGGCAAACCAUGCCAAUGCACUACAUUUAUGGUGUGAUCCUCAUCGGUGUGGCUGCACUUUUUGCUUUAAUAGAUGUUUGUCUUCAAAAGAAACACUUCAAAGGCAAGAAGGUCAAAAGGCAUGUGCUGAUUCCUCCAGGAAAGGAUAAACAGGGCGAAAAGCCAAAGGAAGGAGAAAAACCAGGGGAAGCAGGCAAGGGGAGGGCAGGGGUACCGCCACCGCCCCCACCGCCACCGCCGCCGCCGCCGCCGCCGCCGCCGCCGCCGCCUGCCAAGGGCGGCAAGAAGUGAGGCCGAGGCGCCCGGGGUCGGAAGUGGCCGUGUAUCUUACCGCAAAACAUGUUUCCACUG